CUAUAAGCUUGUAAUACUGACUCUAAAUAUUUUGUGGAUUUUCACACUAUUUUUGCACCUUUUUUUAUUUUUUGAGUUCAUGGCAAAGACGGAUCUAUAAAAGCUCGCUGUGGUCCACCUCUGACCUGCAGCUGCUGCCUGAUAUUUAAACAAAAAGAAUAUCCCUGUGAUGUUUGUGUAGCAUUUGAAGCGUUAUUUUAGGAUUAUUAUGGCUUCUCUUUUGAGGUAAGCGUGCAGUCCUGGUUCUCCAGAACGAGCCGGGUUAUGGCGGCCAGCGCCGCUCCUUCACCACAGAAGACGAAGCUUGGAAAUCAUUUCUGGAGAACCCGCUGACAGCUGCCACCAAGGCCAUGAUGAGCAUAAAUGGAGACGAGGACAGUGCCGCAGCUCUGGGCCUGCUGUAUGACUACUACAAGGUGCCCAGGGAAAAGAGAACAAUACCCCAGAGCAAGCCUGAAGCACUGGUCUGUGAUGUGGAUCCUAACAAAAGACACCAGAUCCAGGCGGGCCACCCCAUUGCUCCACUUCAGGAAGCUGGUAUGGAGAACAGGAUCCAGGUCCUCAAGGGGCCCUUCAAUAUUCUUCAGCUGGCCCCAGACAAGAGGAGCCAGUUCCCCUCACCAGACACGACCGUCACAGUUUCCAUCGCCAGCGGGCCAAACUACCCCUCCAUCAAGACGGAGGUGCCCGGCCACGGCUUCUCGGUGACCAUCCCGAACAACUGCGCCGAAACCGACAGCCACGUGGGCGUCUUUGACCGCCAGCUCAACCACGGCGGGGUCCAAUUCAGCCCCAGCACCCAGUCCCGCACGCCCCCCGACUCCACCUUCUCCGAGAGUUUCAAGGACGGUUCCCAGGAGGUGUUUUCCUUCCCAGGGGAUCUCCAGUUACGUAUGUCCUCCAUGACGCCUGAUGAGUACCCUCAGUUUGACACCGUGCCGGGGAAUAACUUUGAGUACACCCUUGAGGCGUCCAAGUCUCUGCGUCAGAAGACAGGCGACGGCACGAUGACAUACCUCAACAAGGGCCAGUUUUACCCAAUCACCCUCAGGGAGAUUGACAACAAAGGCAUGCAGCAACCCAUCACCAAAGUCAGGAGUGUGGUAAUGGUGGUGUUUGGGGAAGAGAAGUGCAGAGAUGAUCAGCUGAAACACUGGAAGUACUGGCACUCCAGACAGCACACUGCCAAACAGAGGUGUCUGGACAUUGCUGACUACAAGGAGAGCUUCAACACCAUUGGCAACAUCGAGGAGAUUUCCUACAACGCCAUCUCCUUCACCUGGGACACCAAUGAGGAGGCCAAAAUCUUCAUCUCUGUCAACUGUCUGAGCACAGACUUCUCCUCUCAGAAGGGCGUGAAGGGUCUUCCUCUGAACCUGCAGAUCGACACCUACAGCUACAACAACCGCAGCAACAAGCCCAUCCACCGUGCCUACUGCCAGAUCAAAGUCUUCUGUGACAAGGGAGCUGAGAGGAAGAUCCGAGAUGAGGAGCGGAAGCAGUCCCGCCGGAAAGGGAAGGUGGCUGAGCUCAACCCCGGCCUGGCCUUUGUGGAUGUCAAAGUGCCCAUUCUCCAGAAGCGUAAUGACGUGACCAUCUUCAAGAUGAUGACGGACUUCGAGACCCAGCCCGUCCUCUUCAUUCCUGACAUUCAUUUCUCUUCCUUCCAGCGCCAUCCCUUCGCGACAGAAGAUGGAGAGGAGAGCUCGGGCAUGAAGAGAUUACCCUUCAGUGAUGAUGAGUUCGCUGCGCCCCCAAACAAGAUGGCGAGAGAGGAGGAACCAAAGAAAGUCCUGCUCUACGUGCGCAAGGAGGCAGAGGAGGUUUUUGAUGCUCUCAUGCUGAAGAAUCCCACGCUGAAAGGCCUGGUGGAAGCUAUUUCAGAGAAGUAUGAAUUGCCUUUGGACAAAGUUGGAAAAGUCUACAAGAAGUGCAAGAAAGGGAUUCUAGUCCACAUGGAUGACAACAUCAUCAAACACUACUCCAACGAAGACACCUUCCAGAUCACCAUGGAGGAGCUGGGCGGCAUGUACAAACUCACCCUCACUGAAAUCUGAUUGGGCGGGAGGAGAUGACAUCAUCAGCAGGAUGCGGGAUGAAUCAAAUGGAGCCGUCAGGAGUGGUGGUUUACACGUCUAGCUAUGCAGCCAUUAUGGACUUGAUGUGAAAUGUAAAUCAUGUUGUCUUUGUGCUGCAUUAACCGAUUUUAAAAGUCCCACAAGAGGUAUUGAAAAGGCCAUAGCUCUUAAUACACCACAUUAGAUAUGUAAGUUAUACAUUUUGAUUCAUUUUAAAGCCUUUUUUGUGCAUAGGAAUCAACAAGUGAGGUCAGGUUGGAUUGUUAUGACACCCUUUAUCUUGUAUUUAGUGAGUUGCACCUCAAAUAUUUGUGCCUACUUUUGUACAUCGUGCAGAGUGUUUGUGGUGCUGCUAUACCUCAUGCUAUGCAAGCAGCAGUGUUUCUCAUAUGUUUGCAUUUAUGAGGAGAAACAGCUCCCUUCCUAAAGCCAUAGCACUGACAAUUACAAUCUGUAAAGCUGGGUAUUUAGUGCACAAAAUGAAGACGGCAAAUUAUUGAUGGAGCCCCAGUGGCUCAGUGUAUUAAUAGCAAACAGCGUGGCAGUAUUUAGUGAGUAAAAACUUCUUCGUCUGUCGUACAAUUAGGGGAGAAUAUUGUACAGUAAAUGUUGUAUUUUUUAGCAUCGGAUACAUGUUGUUUGAGUGAAAUGGCUUAAAAGAUAUUGUUUCCUAAAUAAUGGCCUCUUUGUAAGUAUUAAAUAGUUACUAAAUAUAUUGAAAACAAUGCGAAAACACAGCUACCACUCUCCUGUGGAGUCGUUCCCUGAAUGUGGAUGAAAUAGGUCAAGAAAGUCCAGUACAGUCCAGGCAGGCUGUUCUGGAAGUGCAAUAUGGUAUUUAGGUUCAGACACAUCCAGAAAGAAAAAAUCUCCUGUAUUGCCAUAACUACAGUAUAAAAUACAUACUAACUGAUAAAAUGGCUUUUUUUAAAAAAAAUGGAAAUGUUGUAUAUAUCCACUGAAAAAAGGAUCAACAUGAUCCACCCUUUUUUAUCUCAGUACUUAUUGUGUAUAUAUUUAUUAAGAGAAUGGAUGUGGGUCAUUGUUUUUUUUUACCAUAUAUAACAAAAUUUCUAUUAUUCCUAAUAAUAUAAUGUUUUUUUUCCUUUUUAUAUGAAGUUAUUCUAAUGUUACAUGUCAAGGGACAGAAAGUUAUUUACAUGUCUUUAAUUGAUGCUGUUUUUUUGUAAAGGAUUUGCUGCACAAGGUGCCCAAUAAAGGCUCUCCAGUCUA
Chelmon rostratus (copperband butterflyfish) is the source of this 3311-nucleotide messenger RNA. It is a transcript of the gene grhl1, whose product is annotated as grainyhead-like transcription factor 1. NCBI's taxonomy places the organism in Eukaryota, Metazoa, Chordata, Actinopteri, Chaetodontiformes, Chaetodontidae. The record is from RefSeq and is a predicted model, not a curated record. Bases 351 to 2057 code for a protein of 568 amino acids. The transcript is spliced from 16 exons. Gene Ontology annotation, molecular function: DNA-binding transcription activator activity, RNA polymerase II-specific; RNA polymerase II cis-regulatory region sequence-specific DNA binding. Gene Ontology annotation, cellular component: nucleus. Gene Ontology annotation, biological process: regulation of transcription by RNA polymerase II.